Hirundo rustica (Barn swallow) is the source of this 4974-nucleotide messenger RNA. It is a transcript of the gene LMBRD2, whose product is annotated as LMBR1 domain containing 2. Gene Ontology annotation, cellular component: membrane. NCBI's taxonomy places the organism in Eukaryota, Metazoa, Chordata, Aves, Passeriformes, Hirundinidae. The transcript has 18 exons. Bases 193 to 2259 code for a protein of 688 amino acids. The record is from RefSeq and is a predicted model, not a curated record. Gene Ontology annotation, biological process: adrenergic receptor signaling pathway.
GGAGCAGGGCCGCAGAUGCCGAGUCACGGCCGGACCGGUUCUCUUGAACCAGGCGAGAGCCGGGUGGGAAGCGGCAGCCCCCGGACACGUCCCCUGUGGCAAGGACGCGGAGGGAAGGAUGGUCGCGGGGCAGUGCUGGUUCUGAUCUGCUUUCCCAAGUGAGUGUGGUGUGGCUGGAGCCAACAUCUAACAAUGAGUGGUGCAGCGCUGGGCCUUGAGAUAGUGUUUGUCUUUUUCCUGGCCUUAUUCCUGCUUCACCGGUAUGGAGACUUCAAGAAACAGCAUAGGCUGGUGAUCAUAGCAACAUUAUUAGCUUGGUAUCUCUGCUUCCUGAUUGUAUUCAUACUGCCUCUGGAUGUCAGUACGACUAUAUAUAAUCGAUGCAAACUUGCGGUUAACUCCAGUCCUGCAGAAAGUAAUGGCUCUUACGUUACUCUUGCUCCAAGCAAGCAAAAAUGUUUCAAACCUUGGAGUUAUAUUCCUGAUGGAAUUAUGCCAAUUUUUUGGCGUGUUGUAUAUUGGACAUCUCAGUUUCUAACAUGGAUUCUGUUACCUUUCAUGCAGUCAUAUGCUAGAUCAGGAGGGUUCUCUAUCACUGGAAAGAUUAAAACUGCUUUGAUUGAGAAUGCAAUCUAUUAUGGCACUUACUUGCUGAUUUUUGGAGCAUUUCUAAUAUAUGUGGCUGUAAACCCAAACUUCAAUUUACAAUGGAACCAGCUUCAGACUAUUGGAAUAGCUGCUGCAAACACAUGGGGUCUGUUCCUUCUUGUGUUGCUUUUGGGUUAUGGUUUGGUGGAAAUCCCUCGUUCUCACUGGAAUGGGGCCAAAAGGGGUUAUCUGCUCAUGAAGACUUAUUUCAAAGCUGCCAAACUGAUGACUGAAAAAGCAGAUGCAGAGGAGAAUUUAGAGGAUAUUAUGGAGGAAGUCCGUAAAGUAAGUGAGAGUAUCAAAUAUAACCACCCCUUGAGGAAAUGUGUUGAUACAAUACUGAAAAAGUGCCCUACUGAGUACCAGGAAAGAAUGGGUAGAAACAUGGAUGAUUAUGAAGAUUUUGAUGAAAGACAGAACAGUUAUCCCAGUGAAAAAAGUUUGGCCAAACUUCACAAGCAGGUAAUCUAUUCAGUGCAGAGACAUCGUCGUACACAGGUCCAGUGGCAAAUUCUUUUAGAGCAAGCAUUUUACCUGGAAGAUGUGGCAAAAAAUGAAAGCAGUGCAACUCGACAGUUUGUUCAUACCUUUCAUUCCCAGGAACCAGAAAAUAAAAUUAUUCAGUACUUCUAUACACCAACGGUUGAGUGGUACUGGGAAUGCCUUCUCCGACCAUGGUUUUACAGAGUGCUUGCAGUUGUGCUAGCCACAUUCUCUGUAAUUGUUGUGUGGUCAGAGUGCACAUUUUUCAGCACAAAACCAGUUCUGUCACUAUUUGCGGUUUUCAUACAGCUGGCAGAGAAGACAUAUAAUUAUAUAUACAUAGAGAUGGCCUGCUUUCUUACAAUCUUUUUCCUAAGUAUCUGUGUUUACUCUACUGUCUUCAGGAUCCGUGUAUUUAAUUAUUAUUACUUAGCUUCACAUCAUCAGACAGAUGCAUACAGUCUGCUUUUCAGUGGCAUGUUAUUUUGCCGUCUUACUCCACCAUUGUGCUUGAACUUUCUGGGCUUGACCCAUAUGGAUGCAACAAUCUCUCACAAAAACACUCAGCCAACUGCUUAUACAUCUAUAAUGGGAUCCAUGAGAGUGCUGUCCUUCAUUGCAGAUGGAUUCUAUAUAUACUACCCAAUGCUUGUUGUCAUUCUCUGUAUUGCUACAUACUUCAGUUUAGGAACUCGUUGUUUGAAUCUUUUGGGAUUCCAGCAGUUUAUGGGUGAUAGCGAAAUGACCUCUGAUUUGAUUGAUGAAGGAAAAGAGCUUAUCAGAAGAGAGAAAAGAAAACGACAGAGGCAGGAAGAAGGUGAAAACAGAAGAAGGGAAUGGAAGGAGCGGUAUGGAAAUAGAGAUGAUUCCACCAGAAGCAGAACUGUCCACACAGACCAGAAAGAAUCCAGCUUCUCGGAGACAAAUGCCAAUAGAUCACUAUCAAAGUAUAAUCGUUCAAAUGGUAGGACUGAAAGAGAUAGAAUAGAACUCCUCCAGGAUGCAGAACCUUUGGAUUUUAAUGCAGACUCUGUUAAUGACGACCCCCUUGAAUCAGACUCAGGAAGGUACCAGCCUGGUGGAAGAUACUUGUCAAUGUCUCGAAGCAAAAUAUUUGAUGAUGUCUAAGCUCAUCAAAGCUAAAGAAAAUUCAGUGGAAAUCUAGCUCCUACUCAUUGCUUGGAAAAUUCUGUAUUUGUGAAACACUGAACCCAUCAAAGACUCAUUAAAAAAAAAAAAAAACCAAACAUGAAGGAACAACUCUUUUGGAAAUGCACGUGUAUAACUUCACCACUUGUGACGGGAAUAUGCUUCUGCUAUUGUAGAUACUGUUGUGCAUCAGUGUGGGCUUUUGUGUCAUGACCAAAAGGAGAAAACUAUUUAAAGUUAAUAGAUGGUAAACUUGUAAAUAUACCUAGGGCUCAAGUUGAACUGCAGCAGUCUAAGUUUGUGGAAGAGAUUCUUGGAAUUUUUUAUUCUGUAUUUCAACCAGUGAGUUUUAACCAGAGAGCAUAUUGAUGCAUCCAAAGUGCAGUUAUAUCAAUUACUAAAAUAAAUACUUUUUAUCAUUUUUCUAUUUGGACUUUAUGCCCAGUCCAAAAUCUGCCUUCAGUGGUAUUUGAAUCAGACGCCAUAUAAGAAGAAAGCCUGAAUGGCAGACUUUCUUCAUAAAAAUCGUAAAAUACAAGUUCCAGUAUUUAGAGGGCUACAAAAGAGACUAUGACUUGCUUUUUUAUAAGGAGUCACAUGGAAAAGACAAGAUGUCAUAGGCACAAGUUACUCCUAGUGAGAUUCCAGUCGGACACAAUUGGAAAUUUUUGUGCAAUUAGAACAAUCAGCCAUUGGAGUAAUGUCUGCAGAGAAGUAGAUGUCCCCAACAUUGAACAGUUCUAAAAUUUUGCUGGACAAGGUGCUUGGUCAUCUUGUCUACACUAUGCUUUUGCUGAGAAAGGUUGGACUGUAAAAUCAUAGUCGCAGAGCAGUUUGGGUUGCAAGAAACCUUAAAGAUCAUCUCAUCUCAUGUCCCUCUGCCAUGGGCAGGACACCUAGUCCAGGUUGGUUGCUCAGCCCUCCAUCCAGCCUGGCCUUGAACAUUCCCUGGGUUGGGGCAUCCACAAGUUUUGUGGCAGCCUGUGCCGGUGCCUCACCACCCAUGCAGGGAAUAAUUUCUUAAGAUAUCUAAUCUAAAUCUAUCCUCUUUCAAUUUUCACCAAUUUCCUCUUGUCCUAUCACUACACUUCCUGAUGGAGAGUCCCUCUCCAGCUUCCUGGUAGGUACCUUCAGGCACUGGAGGGUUUCUAUGAGGUCUCCAUAAAACCUUCUCUUUACCAGGCUGAACAGCCCCAACUUUCUCAGCCUGUCUUUCAUUGAGGGAGGUGCUCCAGUCCUCUCACCAACCUGGUAGCCUCCUCUGGACUCAUUCUAACAGAUCCCUGUCCCUCCUGUGCUGGAUGCAGUGCUCCAGGUGGGUCUCAGCAGAGCAGAGGGGCAGAGGACACAUUUUGCUCUCUGGGCUGUGAGUGCCAUGGCUGGGGCAUGUCCGGCCUCUCACCCAGCAGCACGCCCAAGUCCUUCUGGGUAGGGCUGCUCAGUUUGUUCUCUGCCCAACCUGUAAGCUGUGCCUGGGAUUGCAGUGACCCAGGUGUAAAACUUUGCCCUUGCUUUGAACAGACCCACCUUUCAAGCCUGUCCUGCACGGCUUCCCUUUCCUCCAGUAUUGACUGCAACACACAGCUUGCUGUCAACAGAUAAUCCUUGAGGUUCCUUCCAUCCUCGUACUCUACAAUUCCAUGAAAUAUUCUUGGCAUAAAUUUUGGAGCGAUAUGUGUUGGUCAAGAAAGGCUGUAUUUUUUUCUUUUCCAACAUUAUAUGCAGAUAAACGAUUUUAGCAUGUGUAAAUAGUUGAAAUUGAAUAUGGACCUGAGUAUCACUGUCAUAUGAGCGUAUGUGCAAUAGCAGGAAUACAUUAUUGAAGAUACAGUGUCUGCUUAAGAUCUUUACAGAUGUAAUGAUUCAAAAUCUUGGCACACUAGUGUUUUUGUAAUUGUAAAAGAAACAUGCUAUGAAAAUAGAGUUGCAUACUGAAACAUGAUAAUUUGCACGCACCUCAGGCACGGCUUCAAACUGCAGAGUGUUUCUUUGAAAGAAGGGAAUACAUAGCAUGACUAGGUAAUAGCAAACACUUUUUAUAUCCUGAAUACCCUGGUUGCAUUAUCAGUUUUUAAGGUGCCUGCAUUUUGCAGUCAGUUGUUGCAAAAAGAAUAAUACUUUGCCAUUCAAAAAUGCCAAUUAUUAACAGUGUAAAAAGGCUUCAUUAUUAAUUUCAUUAUUCUAGGCAUAUUUUUAAACUGUAGAUAGUUGAAUGAAUUUUCAAAUGUAAUCAUUAGGUAAAAGAUGUGGUCAAAUUCAUUAUAACUUUGGUAAUUUGAAUAAUUUAAAAUGUUGCUUUUUUCCAGUUUGUCUGAAGUCUUUACCACUUGGGAGCUUUCUUAGGUGCUUAUUGCAAAGUUACGUUGAAAACUGAAAGAACAUGUUUAUAUCAUACAUUCUUUAUCAUGCUUAAAAAACACAUCCCUUAAAGCAGCUAGGAAUGAGUUAUUCUGAAAAAUAAGUUUUCAUGAAUGAUAUAUUCUGCUAAUUUUUAAAAAUAGUCUGUGCUUUCUCAAGUAAUUGUUUAUGGGGAUCUAACUCUACCUCGUGUGAUUUUAGUAUACACGUUUUAACAGCAGUGGUGUUUGUAAUACAUUGAUCUGCCUGUUUUGAAACACUGAAUUGUUACUAUGAAGGAGAAAAAAAUCUUUAUUUGUAUAGAAGUAAUUGUAUUAAUAAAUUGGCGACAUACAA